Hyaena hyaena (striped hyena) is the source of this 994-nucleotide messenger RNA. Its product is annotated as membrane-spanning 4-domains subfamily A member 6D-like. The record is from RefSeq and is a predicted model, not a curated record. Gene Ontology annotation, biological process: cell surface receptor signaling pathway. The coding region runs from base 136 to 885 and encodes 249 amino acids. Gene Ontology annotation, cellular component: plasma membrane; trans-Golgi network. Lineage: Eukaryota; Metazoa; Chordata; Mammalia; Carnivora; Hyaenidae. The transcript has 7 exons.
GCUGGUGAUUUUCAAAAUAUGAAGACAAGUAGAAAAUUCUGCAGGACCGUGUGAGAACCGAGAGUCUCCCAGGAGUUUGAGACUUCCGCUGGAAACAACAGGCUGGUCCACGGGCACAGAGUUCGUGGCACCAUCAUGAUAUCACAGCCCAUGACCAAUGAGGCUGUUGUAGUUCUGACACCAAAUGGCAUCAGAUUCCCGCAAACAGGGGGACCCAAACCUACCAGCCAGAGACGGUACAGCCUGGUGAAACAGCUAAAAGCAGAAGUCAAAGUUCUUGGGGCUAUCCAGAUCCUGUGCGGGGUGAUGGUGUUGAUUUUGGGAAUCAUUUUCGUAUCUGCUCCCAACUCUCCAUCCUUUACCCCAGUGUUUUCCAUCCCUUUGAAGGCUGCUUACCCAUUCGUGGGAGGCUUGUGUUUUGUCAUUUCUGGAACUCUGUCAGUCAUCAUGGAGAAAAAGUCAACUAAGCCUUUGGUUUGGAGCAGCGUGGCUGCAAACAUUCUGAGCUCUCUAUGUGCCCUAGUGGGUUUUAUUCUCCUCUCUGUAACCUUGGCUGCUUUGGAUCCUGCCUUUCGGAAGUGUACCUUCAACCAAAAGAACAGAGAACUCGAAGAGACUACAUUUCACUAUUAUGUUCACCCACUUAUUGACAAAGAAUGCUUCACGGCCAAAAGCACUCUGACUGGAACUCUGUCUGUGAUGCUGAUAUACACGGUGUUGGAGCUCUGCCUGGCCGUGCUCACUGCUGCGGUUUGGUGGAAACAGGCUCACUCUGACUUCCUUGGGAGUGUGCUUUUCCUGCCUCAGAGUUACAAGAAUAAAUCCAGCACAGCCUCAAAGGCAUUUCAUGCCGACCCUGGAUACAAAGAACUCGUGACUUCUUAGGGGAAAUACUCAUCAGAAAUUUGGUUUUAUGAUAAUAUAUGAAGACCAGCCAGAGAAACUCAAGAAAGCAAAGUUUGAAUUCCCUGAAAUGUAGGAUUUAUGUAAUGAA